Mobula hypostoma (lesser devil ray) is the source of this 8468-nucleotide messenger RNA. RefSeq names its product serine/threonine kinase 16 (gene stk16). The record is from RefSeq and is a predicted model, not a curated record. Gene Ontology annotation, cellular component: cytoplasm; Golgi apparatus. The transcript is spliced from 8 exons. The coding region runs from base 422 to 1339 and encodes 305 amino acids. Gene Ontology annotation, biological process: protein phosphorylation. Gene Ontology annotation, molecular function: protein serine/threonine kinase activity; ATP binding. Lineage: Eukaryota; Metazoa; Chordata; Chondrichthyes; Myliobatiformes; Myliobatidae.
UGGUGUACAAGAGGGCAAUCCUGAACGUGCAAGAUGUCAAACCUUGAAGUGCAUGAGCUGCAGAAGCGGAAGACCACUCUGGGUUCCAUUCCUGUGUCUAAUAAAGCAGCCAAAGAGUGUCUUUCACUUAAUGCCUGCGUCUGGAAUCACAGCAAAAUCAACAGGAGCUGCCACAUGGUUUUGUGAUCUUGUAUCACAAUUCAGUCAUGACUAAUCUUCUAUCUCGACAUCAUCCAAUGCACUCUCUCUCUGUUACAUUAUUACCAUUGCCAGUCCAAAUUUUGAUCAUAUGCAAGAACUAACUUUCUGUGUAGAAAAUUACAGAACUGCUCAUGUUAAUGAACCAGCCCAUGAGGAUCACCUCACUGCUUUUGCUCUACUGGUUUAAUUAAAAAUUGACCUAAAGGAUGUCCCUUCAACCAUGGGCCAAGCUAUCUGCAUCUGCUCUCGUGGGAUAAUCACCAUUGACAAUAAGCGUUAUUUAUUUAUCCAAAAUCUGGAUGAGGGGGGUUUCAGUUAUGUAGAUCUUGUGGAGAGUGUACAGGAUGGCAAGUUCUAUGCCCUUAAACGCAUCAUCUGCCAUGACAAAGAAGACCGGAAGAAUGCACUCACCGAGGUGGAAAUGCACCGAAUGUUCAACCACCCAAACGUCCUGUCUCUAGAAGCAUACAGCAUCAUAGACAAAAGUCCAAAGUGUGAGACUUGGCUUCUUCUGCCUUACAUUAAGAAUGGCUCACUUUGGACAGAGCUUGAGAAGCUGAGAAAUGCUAAUAACUUCAUGGCUGAAGAACAGAUACUAAGCAUCUUCCUAGGACUCUGCAAGGGACUGAAGGCUAUCCAUGACAAGGGCUAUGCACACAGGGACGUGAAGCCCACAAAUGUUCUUCUAGAUGACAAUCAGCAGCCUGUACUUAUGGACCUGGGGUCGAUGACAAAGGCUAGGAUUGAAGUCAAAGGGUCACGAGAAGCUUUGACAAUCCAGGACUGGGCAGCAGAGCGAUGUACCAUAUCAUACCGAGCCCCUGAGCUCUUCACUGUGGAAAGUCACUGCAUCAUAGAUGAACGCACAGACAUAUGGUCCCUAGGAUGUGUGCUCUAUGCUAUGAUGUUCCUGGAAGGACCGUAUGAUGGCAUCUUCCAGAAAGGAGAUUGUGUCGCAUUGGCUGUACAGAAUCCGAUAACCAUUCCAGAAAACUGCAGGUACACACAGUCCCUACAGCAUCUGCUAACCUCUAUGAUGGUUGUUAACCUCCAAGAGAGGCCAAAUAUUACCUGGGUAUUGAACCAGACUGAACAACUGCAGCCUGCCGGAGCCAUCCAGGACACCAGAAUGAUCUGAUAUUGGCAGCAUUAACAAGAGUGGCUCCAUCUAUCCUAGGAGGCAGUUCGAAUUUGUCAUCUGUCAGACUUUCAUUAUUUCUACACAGGGAGAAAAAAAAUAUCAUCAGUCAUCCUUGCUUCAGUAUUUCUGCCAACUGGGUAGGAUCCUGUGUGUUCUCUCUCCAUUAUGUCCUGUAUUCCCACUCCAGUUUGUACAGAAUUGUUCAGUUUUCAAUGGAGAGCAAAGUAGAAGAAAUUACACAUUUUUCUUCAUCCCAGAAGGAUUUAGCUCUUUGUUUUGCACCAUUGGUACUACAUGUGCUGUAAGUUAAUCACAACCACCAAACCCUUUGGUACCUGCUGUGGUUACGUGUGUAGAAUUUGCAUACAACACCUUGCUCAAGAAGCAAGUCUCAUUGAGUGCGAAAGGUGUGAUUCACUUGUCUGUUUGGUCACUGUUCUUGGGUGCUGCCUGUCUGCUCUCUUCCAUCAGAACUUACCGGGGUUAAGUUUUGGAGUGCAUUAAUUCUAACUAUGUGUAAAAAGGCAAGUAAAAACGUGGCCGUGCACUGCUAAGUGUGUAUUGAAUGCUGCCAUGACACAACUUAUUAAUGUGGACUCAACGCCUGACCUCCGGGUGUGUGACAGAGAACUAAAUCAGAAAUGGUUAAAUUUUGGGAGCAAGUGUAGAAACCUCAUAAGCUUUAAAGACUCCAUCCAGUCACAUAAUGGGAUAGGGAUUGGUUUCAAUUGGAUUACAUGCUGAGGGUGCUGGCAUCUAUCUCUAUAAUAUUUUGUAGUGUGUUUUUCUAAUUAAAUCAUUUUUUUUCUAUCUUUCAUCCCCGUGUACCCUUUCCCUCUUCCAAAAAAAAAAAUUAAAGAUUGGAUAUCACUACAUUGAUUCCAAUUGUAGAAUGGGCAAGUUUGAAUCCAUUCAAGCCAAAUUAACUGCUAGGAAACUCAACCCUCAUCACUCCCACACCACCCCUCCACCCCAGCCAAACAGGAAAUGAAAGCAGAGCCAAAGCCAGGUGAAUAUUUUCCUCGAUGGUGCAUUACCCAUUAAGGGAACAUCACUUCCCACUCUGUCUAUUCCUUUUUGUAGGAGCUUAUUUAGCCCCAUCAGUGUUAUUUUUCAAGUACAUGCCUAUUCAAGAUGAGUGGCCUUGUCUUUUGGAACAAUCUCAAGAUGUCCGAUAGUUGGCUUGCCACUUGAGAUUGAGUCAUUUCCACAAACAGCAAUGUCAAAUUUUCUGCUACAGAAAUAUUUCAGUUCCUUUUCUGAGUUUGUAUCCUCAUAAGCAUCUGUAGAUAACAUAUUUCUUUCUUGCCCUGCAUUGCACACCACCUUCUGAAUCUUGAGUAAUUCUAAGAACAAUGUAUUGAACACUAGAAAAUAGGGAAAGGCCUGCAGUUGAACAUGAUCGUGGCUGAUCUAUCCCAAACCUUGUCUUUCUCAUUGCUAGUUCCACAUAACCUUCAACUUGCCAAUCCUUCAAAAACAUAUCUACCUCCUCUUUAAAUACCUCCAAUGAUCUAGUCUCCACAACUUUAAGGUAAAUUCCAGAGGUACAUCGCUUUUUUCAAAAUAUUGCAAUUCAUGAUUAUUUUCUUGUUUUGUAACUCUGUCCCCUUGUUUGACUGUCUCAUGAGUGAAAACCUUUUAACAUCUACCCUGUUAUACACCAUGGGAUCUUAUGUGUUUCUAUAAAAUCACCUCUUAUUCUUCUACUUUCCAAAGAAUAUGGAUACAACUUAUAUAGCUACUUCUGAUAAGACAACAUUCUGUUACCAGGAAUUAGCCCAGUGAAUUUCUUUCAGACUUCUCCCAGUGUUGGAAUAUCCAUUCUUAAAUAAGGGGACCAAAACUAUGCAGGAUACUCUUGGUAUGGCCUCGUCAGUGCCCUGUACAAUGAUAACAAUGCGUACCUAAUUCUAAACUUAGCUCUUUUAAAUCUGCAAAAAAAAAUGUGCAAAAUAAUUUUAAAAGGUUGUUAGAGACGUGGUUGAUUCCUGAAGUUGCACUUUUAUUCCCUCCUGAUUUGUAAUUCUAUAUUAAAACUGAUUAUUAUUUUUCCUUCCAGUGUGGGCAGGUGGCCAAGUGGUUAAGGCGUUUGUCUAGUGAUUUCAAGGUCGCUAGUUUGAGCCUCAGCUGUGGCAGCACCUUUGUGUCCUUGAGCAAGGCACUUAACCACACAUUGCUCUAGUGUCUGUACGAGGAGUGGCGCCCCACACAGACUUCCAAUCUGCGUCUUGUAAGGCAUGAAAAUGCCCAACGCAGGCCUCUCAUGGUCUGAGUCGACGUUCCCUCCUGUUCAAUGCUUUCACUUCCACCCCACCCACCAAUUCUUCCUUUCCCCAACACUACAAACAAAAGUACUCUCAGUGCUUACCAGCUAGGUACGUGGUUGUGUUUGAAACUUGCUUUAGUUUCAAAAUAAUACAGAAAGCCUGAAACUAAACAUAAAGCUUGUGGGAGAAAAAAAAAAUUGGAAUUAAUGUGGAAACCAGGCUGGCAAUUCGAGCUAUGACUUUUUCAUCAGAACUGAAAGUUCUUGAGGGGUCAGUGAUCAGGGAAAGAACUAAAUAAAACAGUCUGUGAUGGGGUGGAUAUUGUCUGUUACCUACUUUGCAAUAUAAAGUGCAACACGAGAGCAUUCAGUUUGGUCUGGUUGCUGUCUUCUAACAACAGUCUAAUGAGUGCCACUGUUUAUCUGGAGCCAACAGUUCUUACCCUACCCUUGGAAAAAUAUCUCCCAUUCCCUUUCAAGGGCUACCAUCCUUUCUACUACCAUCAGCAAGUGUUUUAUCAUCCUAACUAUGCAUUCAUUUAAACAAGCCAUUUAACUUGGGUGCCUCUGGUUCUUUUAAAACUUCUUAGCCCCUCAUCUAUGGCUUACAGUUUCUCAGAUUUUACUGAGGAGAAGAGGGAUGAGCCCCUUGAGCUUCCACCAUUCAGUGGCAUGGCUGAAUCUAUGCUUGUUUUAGUCAGAGCAGAGGUGCUCAACAAAGCGGCCCCUCAGUCUACGUUGGGCCUCACCGAUGCAGAGGAGGCCGUGCCGGGUGCAGUAGGUGACCCUGACAGACUCGCAGGUGAAGUGUUGCCUCAUGUGGAAGGACGAAUAUAUUUAGUGCAUUGGUCAAAUCUCAACUUAACCACCUCAGCUUUGAGGAAGCCAAUACCAAAAUGUUAUAACAAAAUAGUGAAGAGCUAGAUAUCAGAAGAAAGGAAUGUUUGAAGUGCAAAGGAUAGCUGCAGGAAAAGACAAGUAUAAUGUGGUGAUCUUCAGAGGCCUGCAAAACUGUUUGUCUUUCCCUAUUGGCUCAUUUGGAGAGGAGGAUAGGCUUUCUCAUAAAAUGACAUCCUCGUCUGAAAGACUAUUGAAGAUGACAUAAUUAUUGUGUUCAGUUAUUGGAAGAAUAAUGAAUGCUUGGCUUUUAACAGCCUGAGAGAUGCACAAACUAUCAAUGAUUCCACAUUGGAAUGGUAGUAACAGAGCAUAAAAAUGCAGUGUAAAAUUUGAAGAAGGAAAAAUUUAGGACUUUAUAUUAACAGAAUCUGAAAUGGAUGUUGUAGUGAGGCUCUAGAAACCAAACCCUUGAGGUUUAUUGGAUGUAAUGGAUUGAAGCUAGAAUUCACUGUACAUGCAAUUGCUGACAGGUGUUUCCAUAACGUAUGGGCACAGAGUCAGAAAGCAAAGAAGGGUGAAAUUUAUCCUUCCCUUCCCAUGUUGAAAACAGCUCUCUAAUUAGUCCCUGUCCCCUGUAAACCUGUUUCUGGUAACUACAUAUCACAACACAUUAGAAGCAAAGAGUAUUUUAUGCAGUCAUCAGCAUUGCUGCACCACUCAGUGAGGCCACCAGCACUCGUGUACUUCAGCAUUCUCCUAGCAGAACCCAGUAGCACUUGGCAUCUGGCAAUUUAUCAAUCCAAAUCUUAGAAGUACUUGAUUUCAAUUCUGUAGGUUUAAAAAAAUCCUUGGAUUAGAGGGAGAGAGUUUUUUUAACCUUUCUUUUUCCACCUUAUCCUGCUUUAAUGUGGCCCGAAUCAACUCAGACCAAGAUAAAUGCAACCUUUUCAAUAUUGUAAAUUAUCCAUGCAUAUUCUUUCAAGUGAAGUACAAUAGUAAUCAUUCUCCAUUUGUAUGCUCUUUGAGGGAUUUUACUAUGCACACGGUGAGUGACAGUUUCCUGGGAUACUGUAAUUCAUUUCAGGAAGCUUCUUGGAUAUGGUACGAAGCAAUGCAGGGUCUCUGCCAUAACGAGGGAACCUGCUCAUCGGCAGGAGCUCUCAUUAUAAGUUGCUUAAAUCAAUUUGUAUUUGAUCUAAUUCCAUUGUCAUAGCACAGAUAGUAUUUAAAGAGACUAAUUUUUUGGGGAAUAUUGAUUCUUUGAGAUCAUCACCAUAGGAUUGUGAUCAUAUUCUGGACCUGUAUACUCCAUUCAGAUGCCUUGUCCUGAUUUUCUAUUAUAUCUUUGUAUGUACAAUGGAUAUGUUAUGUCUGCAGUUCCAAUUAUUUGCAUGCCUUUAAGAUAAAAUGGUCUGUUUGUUAAAUUCUUUGCUGUUUUGACCCUCUGAUGUGUGUUGUGGUUGCGGAAGGUGGUUACAAGUGUGUAAACGUCUAGUGCAUUUGCUGGGUGUUACUUUCUCCCUGGCUAUUGUGUCAUUUAUGACAAAAUUACUCAGUGCAAUUAGGCAUUUGUAUACCAGCAUUACCAUGGGUAUGAUGUGCUUAAAUUUUACCUCAAUUUGAAAAGUGUUGGACAGAGCCCUGAUGAUGCUUGGAUGUCGGUUUGAGUUUAUCGAUAUCCUUUCUGUUGAAAAUACUGUUACUUUUAUGUAACCUACUUUAUCUGGGACAGUAGCAUAGUGAUUAAUGUGACUGUAUUAGAGCUCAGGGAAUUGGAGUUUGGAGUUCAAUUCCAGCACCAUCUGUAAGAAGUCUGUACACCCUUCCUGUGAGCGCACGGGUUUCCUGCGAGUGCUUUGGUUUCCUUCCACAGUCCAAAGACGUACAGGCUUGUAGGUAAUUUGGUCAUUAGAAAUUGUCCUGUGAUUAAGUUAGGGUUUAAUAGGUUGGGCUGCUGGGGAGAGCGGCUCGUAGGGCUGGAAGGGCCUGUUCCACACUAUCUCUAAAUAUUAAAAAAAUUUAAAAUUUAUAAAGUCAAUACAGCCCAGAAAUAGCCCUUCAUCCCUCAAUUUCUGCACUAAUUAUCAAGUACCCAGCUACAUGCAUACCUUAUUUUGUUGAUCCCUUUCCCACAAGCACCCACAGAUCUUCGGCCACCCAUCUUACACUUGGGGCAAUUCACAACCCGGGAUGUGGAAAAAAACUGGACCAUCCCGGAGGAAACUCACUCAGUCACAGAGAGAACUGUGCCCAGAUAGCAACAGAGGUCAGGAAUGAAUCCUGGUCCCUGGAACAUGGAACACUACAGCACAGUAUGGGCCUUUUGGCCAAUGGUGUUGUGCCGAUCUUUUAACUUAUACUAAACCUUCCUUCUCACAUAGCCCUCCUCUUUUUUAUCAUCCAUGUGGCUAUUUAAAAGUCUUUUAAAUGUCCCUAAUGUAUGUGCCUCUGUCACCACCCCUAGGAACACAUUUUACACACCCACCACUCUCUGUGUUUAAAAAAAAACUACAUCUAACAUACUUUCCUCCAGUCACCUUAAAAAUUUUGCUCCCCAGUAUUAGUUUUGAGGCAGUGGCUUAAAUCAAUCUGUCACAUACACCUUUGAGUUGUUCUGCAUUUGAGGUUAUAAAUAUCUUGUUCAGAUCAAUGCCACUGUGGAUCUUUAUCAAGAAUCACUAUUCCCUCCCUGUAAUUUUAAAAUAAUUCAGUGAUUUUUAUUUUCCUUUGAGCUGGUGAGUGAAUUGAAACCCCUCUUGCUCCAUAACCCUUUUAUAUCAACCUCAUUCACACCUCCUAUGGUACCAACACAACCACCUACAGGGCAAGAGAAGUUAGUCUACCAGGCAGGUUUUCCUCUGGUUGUGAUGUUAGUUAACAUCAUCAGAUAUGGAACAUUGAACAUUAUAGCGCAAUACAGCUACUUCAGCCCACAAUGUUGUGCUAGCCUUUUAAAUUUAUCUAACUGUACCCUGCCAUAGAGCCUUCCACUUUUCUAUCAUGCAUGUGCCAAUCUAAGAGCCUCUUAAAUGUCUAAAUGUUUAGCUCUAAAGCAUUGCACACUUAUGAUCUUAUUAGUAAUACUGAACUGCUGAUCAUUUUUCUAAUCAAUUUAUUACUUUGAAGAUCACAGACCAUUGUCCAACUCUUGUUGCUGCUGAAGUGGACAUCGUCCAGCAAAUCAGCAUUACAGAUUUUAGUUGCCCCACCAUUGAUGCUCAUGUUUGCACCUCCCUCUGUUUUAAGUUUUAGAGAUCCAUGGCUAAUUCCCUCUGCCUCUUUACCUUCUUUGAUAAUAAUCGCUCCACCUCCUUUUAAAAAUUCUGACGGGGUUGUGGUAGUUAACUGGAUUACCAUCCAGAGGUAUGAAAAAAUUAAAGGUCUUAAAAGAUGAGCUUUAUUUGUCACACGUACAUUGAAACAUACCAUGAAAUACUUCAUUUGCGUCAAUGACCAAUACAGUGCAAGGAUGUGCAACGAGACCUGGGUGUCAUUAUACACCAGUCAUUGAAAGUGGGCAUGCAGGUACAGCAGGCGGUGAAAAAGGCGAAUGGUAUGCUGGCAUUUAUAGCGAGAGGAUUCGAGUACAGGAGCAGAGAGGUACUACUGCAGUUGUACAAGGCCUUGGUGAGACCACACCUGGAGUAUUGUGUGUAGUUUUGGUCCCCUAAUCUGAGGAAAGACAUCUUUGCCAUAGAGGGAGUACAAAGAAGGUUCACCAGAUUGAUUCCUGGGAUGGCAGGACUUUCAUAUGAAGAAAGACUGGAUGAACUGGGCUUGUACUCGUUGGAAUUUAGAAGAUUGAGGGGGGAUCUUAUUGAAACGUAUAAGAUCCUAAAGGGAUUGGACAGGCUAGAUGCAGGAAGAUUGUUCCCGAUGUUGGGGAAGUCCAGAACGAGGGGUCACAGUUUGAGGAUAGAGGGGAAGCCUUUUAGGACCGAGAUUAGGAAAAACUUCUUCACGGAGAGAGUGGUGAAUCUGUGGAAUUCUCUGCCACAGGAAACUGUUGAGGCCAGU